This is a messenger RNA of Aspergillus niger, 612 nucleotides long. RefSeq lists its product as hypothetical. Lineage: Eukaryota; Fungi; Ascomycota; Eurotiomycetes; Eurotiales; Aspergillaceae. The coding region runs from base 1 to 612 and encodes 203 amino acids. The record is from RefSeq and is a predicted model, not a curated record. The transcript has 4 exons.
AUGGCAGUUGGCCUUGCUUGUCAAUCAUACAUGAGCAUGCAGCAGUGUUCAAAGCCCUAUCAAGGAGUUAUUAAGAGGUUUCGAGUACGUAACCGUCUCUUAGGGGAACUGGUCAAAAAAGUAUUCGUCUGUCGCAGUCGUCAGGGGAAUAUAUCACAAGGCAUGGGUGACAUACUCCCUUGUUCUUCUGACCCUGCUCACUACUUCUGCGACAAAACAAGGGCAUCAAGAUUUUCUCUCCCUGAACAGCAUUUCGUCUCCUUGCGUGGCUGGUGCAUACCAGAGGAAUGUAUCGCAGAGCUUAAUAAGGCAUCAUCUGCAUGGGUGUAUGGCCUUGCCAACAUAAUAGGACAGUACACACUGAGCAUAUCUCUCAAUGACGGUGUUGGUGCUAACACCCUGAUGAAUCGGGUGCCUCCCAGCUCUUUUCCGGAUACCAACCCCUUUGUUCUCCGGGGUUGUAGACGUGUGCUACUAAGCCCAAAUCAGUACAAGCAUAGUAUUUCCAACCAGGAAAACAAAGUGAUGUCAAUGCAGUACGACGGAGUAACCAGUGGUUGUUUCACUGGAAUCCUCACCCUCCGGUUUUUCGACAGUCUGUAUGCCCAGUGA